AUGGUGCACGACGGAAAUGGAGUUGGAAGAACAGGUCGGGCGCUGCCAAUCCAUGCACCAAUCGAGUCACCAGUGGAUGGAGGAAGGGGAGGUGGAAGAACACGUCCUGUGCUGCCAAGUCGUUCACCAAUUGAGUCACCUGUGCUUCAGAGAAGUAGGGAUGGUGGAAUAUCAUGCGCGGUGCAUCCAAUGGAAUCACCUCUGAACAAUGAUUUUAUGUUAACUCCAAGGAUAUCCCCUAGAGAACAUCGCACAGGAGUACACAGAAAUCUGGAGAAGGAAUACAAUGGUCUACAUAGACCUAUGAGAAGUCAAGGUCGUCGUUCUGUACCACCUCCCGCAGAGAAUGAAAUACAACAACGUUCAAAUCAAUUGCAUAAUAAUCGAACACAAGCAUCUCUUCAUCCAUCUCGUCGGUCAACACAAAAAGUUAUUCAAAGUUCAACAUCUCAUCAAUCACAGCAUAAUGCUCUUCGAAGUUCAUCUUCGCAGCAAUCUCGCCGAUCACAACAGCGGAACAAUCUACAUGAUUCUCCAGCUGAAAACCAUAAUUUUUCGCAACCCAACCGAUCGCGAUCAGCGUCUAAUUCUCCUGUAGCAAAUAAUGAAGAAGUUGGCUAUUCACUGCAAGAUGGUCGAACACAACGUACCACAAGAAAGAAAACGACUAAUCUUGCGGUUGCCAAGAGGGGGAAGGAGAAAGUAAGCGUGUACGUUUUUAAAGAAAAAUUUUGUGGUCACUAUAGACAUGAGCUUAUAAACUCUAUUGGGUCGUGGGUAAGGCAAAGGGACAAUUGCCCACUAACAUAUGAUAAAUUUGAUGAUAUGCCUGAACAGAAGAUUGCCCGAGUGAUCCAGAAUGUCCGGGACCACUUUAUUCUCGUUCCUGAUGAUGAAGGGGCUGUCAAAGUGAUCAAAGACGUGAUGAGAAAUGCCUAUAAGGCAUACAGGCACAAACUUCGUCUAGCAUACAUAAAAGCUGGGGGUGAUGGGUUCGUUGGAUCAGAUGGCCACCUGGAGGCUUUGGCACACCCUCCCGAAGAUUUCCCCAACAAACGUGAUUGGGCUCACAUGUGUGAGCACUUCACCACCGAUGCGUUCAAGAAAAAUUCUGAAAGAGGACGUCUUGCUGCUGCUGCGAAGCAACUCAACGGUAUCAACCACAGUAAUGGCAACAAAAGUUUCACUAGUAUCGAAUACGAGUUGCUGCAAGCCGGAGAGCCUUGUGAUGCAGUGACUUUCUUCCGACGAACCCAUGAUCCUGAAAAGAAAAUCAACGCCAAAUGCAAAGAAAUGAGUGAAAAAAUGAAGGCCAUGAAGGAAGCCGCAGAUCGGGGAGAAACUAAUGACACUCCAGAAGAGAUAUUUAACAAAGUUCGUAAUGCUGGAUGUUCGGGUAAACGUCGUCGCAAGGCUCAUCCAACUAACUACAGUUUAUACCAGAAAAAAGAAGAAGAAAUGGACGAAUUGAAAGUAAGAAUGGCAUCCUUGGAACAGGAAAACAAAAGGCUUAAGAAAGAAACAGGUCCGAACGCGACAAAGAAGUGGUUGAAUGAAUAUCUUGUUAAAAAUGGCAUGCCGACUAUGGAAUUAUCAUCUGAAGAUGAAGCGGAAGAUGCUGAUGUGCACGGGAGUCAAAUUCAUGAACAUCGAGAUGCCUUUGAAGGUAGUGAUAUGGAAGCUGAAGAGGAGGAUGUAGAGGCCUUUGCAGAUGGUCAAGAAGAAGAUGACGAGGAGAAUCCGGACAGGGAACUCGAAGAGGAUGAUGAAGAAGAAUAUGUUGAGGUUUAGAUGCAUUUAUUAUUUCUGUUAUUUAGAGUCUCUUUUUAGAAAGAUCUAGCUUAGAUCUUAG
Molecule: messenger RNA, 1852 nt
Organism: Papaver somniferum (opium poppy)
Lineage: Eukaryota; Viridiplantae; Streptophyta; Magnoliopsida; Ranunculales; Papaveraceae
Exons: 6
Coding region: 1-1791 (596 amino acids)
Source: RefSeq, a predicted model, not a curated record